This is a messenger RNA of Pieris napi, 1039 nucleotides long. Its product is annotated as protein suex-1-like. NCBI's taxonomy places the organism in Eukaryota, Metazoa, Arthropoda, Insecta, Lepidoptera, Pieridae. The transcript is spliced from 2 exons. The record is from RefSeq and is a predicted model, not a curated record. Bases 259 to 549 code for a protein of 96 amino acids.
ACUACAGACCAUUAGAGUGAGAAAUGAUUUUUUUUUCAUCAUUGUGAAACUGGUAAGUACCUCUUUACCAGCGAGGCGAUGUCCUUGCAAACCUUUACUACAGUCUUGUGAAGACACCAUGGAGGUCAUUGGCAUCUAAUGGCAAGGAAGGUGUUCAGUCAUCCGUUGCCUCUAGGACGCGGUGACAAUAUAAAGUGAUUGUAUGUCAAGACACCAUCAGUGUACACCUGCCUACAGAUACAAUACCGCGAAAACAAUAUGGCUUGCAAGGUCUUCUGUCUUAUUAUGUUGAGCUCCAUCAUCGCGGUGGCUUUAGCUGCCCCGGCUGAAGUCUCACUAGAAAAAGACACAGCUUUAGAAAAAGACUUGACUUCCGAAAAAGAUGACUUACAACCUGCCGCGUCCAGUUGGGGUGGUCACUAUGGGGGUUGGGGUCAUUAUGGAGGCUUUGGUGGCUACGGGUACUACCCCCACUAUGGCUACUAUGGCUGGCCUAGUUAUGGAUGGUAUGGCCAUGGAUCGCCUUACGGACAUGGCUAUUGGUGGUAAUUAAGAGGCUAAUACAAAGAGAUUAUCAUAAAAUAUGGUCGGUAUGUCAUAGUUUAUAUAACGAUUGUUCUUUGUUUCUGUAUCAUAAUCACUUUUAUAUCUGGUACAUAUCUUCUGAACUGAAGUGGUAUUGGUGUUUAAUGUCGAUGCCUUAAAAGUGGUAUCUCUCUUAUUAUUUUUAUAGGUAGGUACGUACCGACCAUUCCUUUUGAUUUGUGAAGUCAGUAGCUUUUACAACAUUAAAUCAGCAAACAUAUUUUAAAACUAAUUUAGUAUUCGAAGUCAUGAUUUCUUAUAAUAAAGUUGUAAUUAAAAAUGAAUCAUGUAGUGAUAUAUAUUAUACACAAAGCUGUUUGACUUAAAAAUAAGGGGUAAUUUUAAGCACUUGCCGAAGACUAUAUAUAAUGUUAUUUAAAUCUCAUAAAUAUUUAAGUUAUGUUAGCUUAUGACUAAAUAUCACCGUAAAUAAAUGUCAAUUAUAAUGCAUUCA